CAACCUCACCUGAUCAUCAUCAACACGAUGGCAUCAAGUCUUCUUUUCAUUGUGGUCCUCUGUUUGACCACUGGACUGUGGACUGGAGCAAAUGCGACAUGUGGACUAGAUCACUGCUGCAAAGUUUGCCCUCAAGGUUGGGCUAUGUUUGGGGAACGGUGUUACCAGUUCAACAACGUCAAGAAGACCUGGGCUGAAGCAGAGCAUUUCUGCACCACUAUCGGUGGAAAUCUGGCUUCCCUCGAAAGCGACGAUGUCUACAAGGCCCUCAGAGAGGGGAUUUUCAGAGUGUCUGCCGCACAUACAAACACUUGGGUUGGAGGCUACGAUUCAUCACAUGAGGGUAUUUGGCUGUGGAGCGAUGGCAGAAAGUUUGACUUCAAAGGCUGGGCUGACGGCGAGCCCAACAACAGUGGUGGAGGAGAAAAUUGCAUGGAGAUCAACUUUAAAGGAAAGGAUUUUGUCAACGACAUAAAGUGUAAUCAGAAGAAAGCUUUUCUUUGUGCCAGAGACCCACAAUAAGACAUCUGACAUGUCUGUCAUUGUGAGGUCACAUUCCCACUGAUGAUGUCACUUCCAAUAUGAAGUUGAGCCUCAACAACCUCACUGUUGGAAGAUCUACUGACGUUUCUGAUUUGAUUUCAGUUGAAUCAAUCAAUAAAUAUAUUCUGU
Molecule: messenger RNA, 672 nt
Organism: Plectropomus leopardus (leopard coralgrouper)
Lineage: Eukaryota; Metazoa; Chordata; Actinopteri; Perciformes; Serranidae
Product: galactose-specific lectin nattectin-like
Source: RefSeq, a predicted model, not a curated record